Messenger RNA from Bombina bombina (fire-bellied toad), 655 nucleotides. It is a transcript of the gene HOATZ, whose product is annotated as HOATZ cilia and flagella associated protein. The coding region runs from base 13 to 540 and encodes 175 amino acids. The record is from RefSeq and is a predicted model, not a curated record. The transcript is spliced from 6 exons. Lineage: Eukaryota; Metazoa; Chordata; Amphibia; Anura; Bombinatoridae. Gene Ontology annotation, biological process: cilium assembly.
CGGCCUGUACCUAUGCAGUUGCAGCGUCACGUAACCAUGGCAGCGGGCUUUAUAGUGACGGAGGCUCCCGGUAAGCUGGGCACCGGGUACACGGUGUUCGCAGGCUCCUCGGAGCGAGACGUGCUCUGCUGCAAGAUGUUCUGGAAGUCCGUGACGCUACAGCCGCCUCUUGAGUCACGGCUGGUGUCAGGGGACAUGGAGCAGAGACUGAAGGCAGCCGGGAGCCCCAAACUGCAGAGGAACGAGAAGGCCGACACGUACCAGCAUCUGCUAGAGGGUAUCAAAACAGAAUGUUGUUUGCUGGAGGCCCAGAAGGAACAGUAUGAGGAGCAGAGGGCGCGUUAUCUGCAGAAGGCAAAACGAAGAGAAGACAUUUUAGAGCUGCUGAAAAAGCAAAGAGAAGAACGUAUCAAGAAAGAAGCAGUUGCUCAGCCAUUCAAACCGAAACAUGCACAGAAAGAAUACAGAGAAGCUCAGUCCGGCUAUGAUACAGAAACUGCAAUGCUGGAACACAUAAGGGACGUUCAGCAGCUGAAAUGACUGCACUAAUCAAUUUGUUCCUAAUAUUAUUAGAAAAUCCCUGGAAAUCAAUCUUUUUAUUAAAAAUAUGGAUUGGAAGAAUGAUCUGAGCGAAUAAAAUGCUAUUUGUAUUUCA